Molecule: messenger RNA, 1347 nt
Organism: Anthostomella pinea
Lineage: Eukaryota; Fungi; Ascomycota; Sordariomycetes; Xylariales; Xylariaceae
Source: the annotation of a GenBank genome assembly
AUGUUCAACAUCGCUCGCAGCCGGGUUGCGGCCUCGGCUCUGCGCUCGUCCAAGACAGCGCUUGCCCCCUCUACCAGAUUCCCGGGUGUUGCCCAACAACAGCGGAGAAACCUAAGUAUCCACGAAUAUCUCUCAGCCGACCUCCUGCGACAGUAUGGCAUUGGUGCACCCAAAGGUUCCAAUGCGUCCACCGCCGCCGAGGCCGAGAAGAUCGCAAAGGAGAUUGGCGGCGAAGACAUGGUCAUCAAGGCCCAGGUGCUGGCUGGUGGCCGAGGAAAGGGCAGCUUCGACAACGGCCUGAAGGGAGGUGUGCGCGUUAUCUACUCGCCCACCGAGGCCAAGAUGUUCGCCAACCAGAUGAUCGGACACAAGCUCAUGACCAAGCAGACUGGUGCGGCUGGCCGCCUCUGCAACUCCGUCUACAUCUGCGAGCGCAAGUUCGCCCGCCGCGAAUUCUACCUCGCCAUUCUGAUGGACCGCGGGUCGCAGGGCCCCGUCAUCGUCUCCUCGUCUCAGGGUGGUAUGGACAUUGAAGGCGUCGCCAAGGAGAACCCCGAUGCUAUCAACACCACAUACAUCGAUAUAAACACGGGUGUGACGGACGAUAUCGCUCGUGACAUUGCGACAAAGCUUGGUUUCAGCGAACAGUGCAUCGAGGACGCCAAAGACACAAUCCAGAAGCUGUACAAGAUCUUCCGGGAGAAGGACGCCACCCAAAUCGAGAUCAACCCUCUGUCCGAGACCUCAGACCACCAGGUUCUGUGCAUGGACGCCAAGUUCGGGUUCGACGACAAUGCUGAGUACCGACAGAAGGAGGUCUUCUCGUGGCGCGAUACCACGCAAGAGGACGCCGAGGAGGUCCGGGCUGCCGAGUCUGGCCUCAACUUCAUCAAGCUGGACGGUGACAUUGGCUGCCUCGUCAACGGUGCCGGUCUUGCCAUGGCCACCAUGGACAUUAUCAAGCUGAACGGCGGCCAACCCGCCAACUUCCUCGACGUCGGUGGCGGUGCUACCCCUGCCGCCAUCAAGGAGGCCUUCGAGCUUAUCACCAGUGAUCCCAAGGUUACUGCUAUCUUUGUCAACAUCUUCGGUGGUAUCGUGCGAUGCGAUGCCAUUGCUCACGGUCUCGUUAACACCGUCAAGGCUCUGAACCUCAAGGUGCCCAUCAUCGCUCGUCUGCAAGGAACCAACAUGGAGAUGGCCCACGAGAUCAUCAACGAAUCUGGAAUGAAGAUCUUCUCCAUUGACGACCUGCAAAGCGCCGCCGAGAGAUCGGUGCAACUUUCCAAGGUGGUGAAGAUGGCUCGGGAUAUCGAUGUCGGUGUAGAAUUCAGCUUGGGUAUCUAA